UGUCAGAAGCCGUAUCUGCAGUUGCAUCCAAUCCCCAAUUCUCCUUCAUCUCACCUCGAUAUGUUAACGCUUAUAUCGAGUCUGUCUUUCCCAUCAAUUUGUUCAUUGAUGGACGCAAGAACGAUGGCCAGUUGGACUUGGACGCUGCGCACGGGUUUCUCCAAUACGGCCUUUUCCCCAACGACUUCUUCCGCGCGAACGGGACGAGGGACAUGGAAGGAGUCGAAAAAGUCUCCCAGGCCCAUCCUAUGCAACCUGGAAAAAAUGUCGGCCGCGUCAACAGCUACACUGUCGAUCCAACAUCUGGCAACUUUUCGACCCCCUGCUUGGUGUACGAGAACUUUGUCAAUAAAACCGUCAAGGGACUCUACCCGAAUCCAACAGGAAAACUUCGCAAGGCCCUUAAUACCAAUCUUGAUUUCUUCUUCCAGGGGACAAACGGUUCUGGUUGUAAGCAGGUAUUCCCAUACGGGCGAGAUUGAU
Molecule: messenger RNA, 483 nt
Organism: Cyclocybe aegerita
Lineage: Eukaryota; Fungi; Basidiomycota; Agaricomycetes; Agaricales; Hemipholiotaceae
Source: the annotation of a GenBank genome assembly